AUGUCUAUUCCGUCGGUCGAAGAAAAUAAGGUCUUUGGUAGUGCUUUCCUCAAAUCAACUCUAAAAAAGCUCAUGGGGCUAAAACUAGAGCCGGCAGAAAUAAUAGUAGAGUUGGUAAAAGAAAUUUCAGGCGAAGUUCAGGGUCUUGAAACGGAAACCGAAAAGGGUUUCUUUGUAAAAUCAAAUGAAAAAAUAUUGCAAGAAUAUUUUAUUAAUGAAUGCAAACCAUUACAAACAUCUGAGAAAUCAAAACUCGUAAUUGAAGACGUACAUUCUAUUCCACUACUGACUACUCGAAAACCGAACUUUGUAUUCAUCGCAAAAGGGUGUCCUCUAGAUGCAUUGCAUGUCGUAGCCGUUGGAGAAAUAAAGAAACCUAACAAUCAAUUCAGUAAUGCAGAUAUAGGACAGGCAGUAUCAUUUGGAGAAAAGUAUGAAUACGUAUCACCCGAAAAAAUACAUUAUGAAGCCAAGGGUACAACUCAAGUUGUUCGACCCAUCAAUACAGACAGAACUAGCAUUGUGUAUGAAGGGAAGCUUACUAACAUGGAUUCUGUGGUUUCCUCUUGGUACGAAAGUAAAAAUUUACAAAAGGAGGAUAUCGGAAAUAUCAUUGAAACUCUAAGAACGGCACAUUCAAGAAAUAUCGUACAUAUGGAUCUUCGGAGAUAUAACUUUAUUCGUGAUGAUGAUGAAAAAAUUUUGAUUAUCGAUUGGGGAUAUAGCGUAUCAAAAAAUGAAAGUGGGAAAUUUGCUGGAACACUUGAAUGCGUGCCCUUAAAAUCAUUGAUCAACUGUGAACAAAUUACAUAUUCACCAAAUAUUGACUUGAUAUGUUUGGUAAGGUCGUUUUACUUAUUGCUUCACAGUCCAGUGAAUGCAGUAAUGGAAAGGAUUAUCUUUGAUGGGAAAACUGACUUCGAGUCACAGGCAAAAAUGUAUUGA
This is a messenger RNA of Diversispora eburnea, 945 nucleotides long. The record is from the annotation of a GenBank genome assembly. NCBI's taxonomy places the organism in Eukaryota, Fungi, Glomeromycota, Glomeromycetes, Diversisporales, Diversisporaceae.